This is a messenger RNA of Musa acuminata AAA Group (dessert banana), 1177 nucleotides long. RefSeq lists its product as uncharacterized. The record is from RefSeq and is a predicted model, not a curated record. Lineage: Eukaryota; Viridiplantae; Streptophyta; Magnoliopsida; Zingiberales; Musaceae. The transcript is spliced from 3 exons. The coding region runs from base 292 to 954 and encodes 220 amino acids.
GAUCGAGAGUGACUUGGAAGCGUCCCCAAAGGCCCGACUCGGUUCCCUCUCCGCCCCAUCUCCUGUCGCUACAUCCAUGGCGUGCGAGUUCUCUCCGGUCCCGUAGAUUGGGAAGGAGCCGAGUCGGAAUCCUAACGUCGAGGCCAAUUGCUGGAGUCUCUCGCAGUGGGACGCCCCAAGCUUGAGGGAUUCUUCUGCUGUUUGAAGGAUUAGGGUUUGGAGACAGCACCGGCGACAUGACGGGGUUUUGGCACGGGAAGUUGAAGCGGAAGGAUCUGGAGGAGGUGUACGAUGAUUUCGCGGAGUUCUCGCUUUCGUCCCCCGCGCGAAAGAUCAGGAGACUGCUUCUUUUUGCCGAAGGAUGCCGAGCUGCCACCAAUUAUGGAAGAGGGUGAACCGACAUCAACUUUGGUAUAUAAUCAGCAAUUGCCGCAAGGGAACAUUAGUUCUAGUGAUAUGCAGACUUCAGGAUCUGUAGUGAGUGAGGCUAUGUCUGGAUACCCUUUGGAUAAUGAGGAGAGAGCAAUUGUGCUCUACAAACCUGUGGAGACACCACUAAUCUUGUCCCCUGGUCCCGAUAAUGUUUCUCUAAGAGUCAGCUUGGACUUCAUUGAUGGAAUCAGACAUCACAUUUUCAAUCCAGGGAAUCGAAGUUUUGACAAGAAGGAUCAACAAACAGGUGUUACCAAUAGCUGCUUAGCUGUGAUUCCAUGGGUGCCACCGCACGCAGCGACUGCCACCAAUGGGUUUGGAGGAUCUGAAUCAGAAAGCAAGUUGUCCCAGGAGCCAAUGGAGGCUGAGGAAACUGAAGCUGCAUCCAUGGAAGUUGAAGAAGUAACAGAGCAAGCAACUACUUAUGGACUAGACAGUGAAGGCUUUCAGCAGCGGCAACAGCACUGCCUGAACCCCCAGUAUCUUCCCGGCACAUCCAGUCCUAUAAUGUGGUCAUUGUGAUAGGUUAGUGAUCCCGAUCAUCUCCAGUGAAAGAUGUGCCAUGCUUUGUCUAAUGAAAGGCCACAGAUGCUGCAUGUGUUUUGGCUUCUUUUGCAUAUCCUCAUGUACGACUGAUGAUUUAUUUCAUCAGAGGAGUUGUAGUAGUAUGGAGGAUCAGGAAUCAUUGUCCUUGCUACAUGUGUAUAUUUUUUCUGCUUUACAAAGAAAGUUUAUUUUCUGGCCA